Rhinichthys klamathensis goyatoka is the source of this 1953-nucleotide messenger RNA. Its product is annotated as E3 ubiquitin-protein ligase TRIM39-like. Gene Ontology annotation, molecular function: zinc ion binding; protein binding. The transcript has 6 exons. Lineage: Eukaryota; Metazoa; Chordata; Actinopteri; Cypriniformes; Leuciscidae. Bases 232 to 1593 code for a protein of 453 amino acids. The record is from RefSeq and is a predicted model, not a curated record.
CUGACUUAUUAUUUCUCUUUUCUGUCAUGCUGACUCUCUUCUCUCUCGACAAAAGCAAUAAAGAAGCAGCGAUCAGCAGAGAAUGAAGACAAACACUUUCAAGAAGGAUUUUUGAGACAUUUGUUUCUGAACAGAGAGCAGAUCAUUGUGAUUCUCAAGGUGAUUCGUUUUUAAAACCGUUGUUCAGAAAGUGGAAGUAAAGUUUGUGUUGCUGGAGCUCAAACGGUGAAAAUGGCUUCACUAAAUGUGUCUGCAGAAGAGCUUUCUUGUCCCGUGUGCUGUGACAUCUUCAAGGCUCCUGUUGUUUUAUCAUGUAGUCACAGUGUCUGUAAAGAGUGUCUUCAACAGUUCUGGAGAACCAAGAAAACUCAGGAGUGUCCUGUCUGCAGGAGAAGAUCCUCAAAACAAAAUCCUCCAUAUGAUCUGGCGUUAAAAAACUUGUGCGAGUCAAUCCUGACGGAGAGAAAUGAGACACGUUCAUCAGGAUCUGAGGAGAUAUGCAGUUUACACAGUGAGAAACUCAAACUCUUCUGCCUGGAGGACAAACAGCCUGUGUGUAUAGUGUGCUCUACCUCACAGCAACACGACAAUCACACAGUCAGACCCAUCAGUGAAGUGGUUUCAUCAUAUAAGGAGGAGUUCAAUACAGCACUGAAGUCCUUACAAGAGAAACUGAAACACAAUGAAAACAUUAAAGGAGAGUUUGAGAAAACAGUUCAACACAUCAAGGCUCAAGCUGAGCACACAGAGCGUCAGAUUAAACAGCAGUUUGAGAAGCUUCAUCAGUUUCUCAGAGAUGAAGAAGAAGCUACAGUCACUGCACUGAGGGAGGAAGAGGAGCAGAAGAAGCAGAGGAUGAAGGAGAAGCUGGAGGAGAUGAACACACACAUCUCAGCUCUUUCACACACACUCAAAGACAUGGAGGAGAUGAUGAAAGCCAGUGACGUCUGCUUUCUGAAGGAGUUUCCAGUCUCAAUGGAAAGAGUCCAGAGCUCACGGCCGGAUCCACAGAUGGCUUCUGGAGCUUUGAUUCAUGUGCCACGAUACUUGGGCAACCUGCCGUUCAGAGUCUGGAAGAAGAUGCAGGACAUCGUCCAAAACACUCCUGUGAUUCUGGAUCCAAACACUGCAGAUCCACGUCUCGUCCUGUCUGAUGAUCUGACCAGUGUGAGAUACAGCGGGAGCAAACAAACUCUUCCUGAUAAUCCAGAGAGAUUUGACGGGUAUCCCUGUAUUCUGGGUUCAGAGGGUUUUAACUCAGGAACACACUGUUGGGAUGUGGAGAUUAAAGAGUGUUCAUGGUGGAGUCUUGGAGUAACUACACCAUCAAACCGGAGGAAGGGAGGAGGUUUCUUCAACACUGAUGUCUGGAGUGUGUCGUACGGAUGGACUCCAGGUUCUAGUUUUCGUGUUAAACAGAAGCUUAAUCGUGUGAGAGUGAAUCUGGACUAUGACGGAGGAACGGUGUCGUUCUCUGAAUCUGUAACUAACACACAUCUACACACAUUCACAACCACCUUCACUCACACACUCUUUCCAUUCUUCUGUUGUUAUCUUGGCUCUGUGAGGAUCUUACCGGUCAAUACUCAGUAAAGUUACUCCUGUAGAUCUGGAUCUUCCUGCUCUUAUCAUGUUUCCAAUAUUUAACCCAUAUCUCAUGAGUAAGAGUGCUGUAGAUCUGAGUAUCAGUACGGCUGCUGUGAUUGGGCCGUGAUGAUCACAUGACUGAUAUCCAGCACUACACACACACACACACACACUCUCAUGUUGCUUUAACAGAUCAAUAAACAACAGUGAAGUUUGUCACUUUGCUCAUUUUCACAUAAUUAUAUAAUAUUUUUCUUCUUCUAGAAACUGAGGCUAAUUCUACACAUGCACAGUUUCAAUGAAUUUGUAAAUGAAUAAUUGUUUAUUUCAGUUUAAAUGAUCGCUUGCUCACUUAAGUACACACAU